CUCUUAUAGAAGCAAUAACAUAAUGUCUUCGUCUGGUUCGUGGACUGAAAAGGACAACAAAGCCUUUGAAAUGGCUCUUGCUGUUUAUGACAAGGAAACACCAGACCGCUGGCACAACGUUGCUCAGGCUGUUGGGGGAAAUAAAACCCCAGAAGAUGUGAAGAAGCAGUACCAAGUCCUUCUAGAAGAUCUCAAGCGUAUUGAGUCUGGCCAAGUGCCCGAUCCUCCUUACAAGUAGGAAAACAUAGGUACAAGUGCGUGUGUGUGUCUUUUAACCUUAAAAAAUAUCCUGUGUACGUACGAACGUUAUCUUUUGUCUUUAAAGAGACUUGGGUUUGUGCACGACCGUACGGUACCUUUGAUGUGUAGUGAUCAUCAAGUUUUGAUGGAGUAAUUCUCCUAU
Neltuma alba is the source of this 403-nucleotide messenger RNA. Its product is annotated as protein RADIALIS-like 2. The coding region runs from base 23 to 238 and encodes 71 amino acids. Lineage: Eukaryota; Viridiplantae; Streptophyta; Magnoliopsida; Fabales; Fabaceae. Gene Ontology annotation, molecular function: DNA-binding transcription factor activity. The transcript has a single exon. The record is from RefSeq and is a predicted model, not a curated record.